GCUGCCAUAAAAGGAAGACUAGAGUGGCCAUGUAUAUAAGCCGAGGGACACUUGGGCAACUUCAACAGAUGUACUUGGUUACCCUGGUUGUAUUUUUAUUUAUUUAUUUUUUUGCACCUGUGCCUGCAAUCAACUCUAUACCAUGGACAAUGUCAAGUUUGCCAUUGGUUCCAAAGAGAAUCCACUUUCUCCAUACUCCCCGAAUGAAGCCCUGAUGCCCAGAAUCGGAUACACGGUGCUGUCCAUUAUCAUGGGCGUGGUCUCCACGGCUGGGAUCAUUCUGAACGUUACAGUUAUUGUGACGACACUUCGUCACAGGAAACUGAGGCAGCCUCUGAACUACGCUCUGGUGAACCUGGCAGUAGCAGACUUAGGAGCGGCUCUGACUGGAGGGCUGAUGACAACGGUGACAAACGGCAUGGGCUACUUCAGCCUGGGGAGGAUCGGCUGUGUGAUCGAAGGGUUCGCUGUGGCUUUCUUCGGCAUUGCAGCACUGUGCACAGUGGCAGUUAUCGCAGUGGAACGCUUCUUCGUGGUGUGCAAACCUCUGGGUUCCAUUAUGUUCCGGACAAAUCAUGCUGUGGCGGGGGUGGCGUUCUCCUGGGUCUGGUCCUUGAUUUGGAACACACCGCCUCUGUUUGGGUGGGGGAGCUACCAGCUGGAGGGGGUAAAGACCUCUUGUGCCCCCAACUGGUACAGCAGGGACCCAUGGAACAUCUCCUAUAUCCUGUGCUACUUCCUUUUGUGCUUCGCCAUCCCAUUCAGCAUCAUUGUGAUCUCCUAUUCACAGCUACUAUGGGCACUACGGCAGGUGGCCAGACUCCACAUGUCUGAAGGGGGCACUACUGCUAGAGUGGAGGUUAAGGUAGCCCGCAUGGUAAUUGUGAUGGUACUGGCCUUCCUGCUCACCUGGCUGCCCUAUGCUGCCUUUGCAUUGGCAGUUAUCACUUACCAUGAUCUUCACAUCAGCCCCAUCAUUUCUACUGUCCCCAUGUAUCUGGCCAAGAGCAGUACCAUCUUCAACCCCAUCAUUUACAUUUUCAUGAACAAACAGUUUAGGGACUGCGCUGUUCCAUUCCUGCUUUGUGGAAGAAAUCCAUGGGCUUCUGAUUCAGAGGGAUUAGAAGCAGAAACCACCAUCUCCACUGUCAGCAAAAGCCCCAAAGUCUCUCCUGCAUAAAGCCACUGCCCAGCAGAGAUUGUCUUUGAAAUUAUUUUAUUUUAUUUUUUAUGAUGAAGUUUAACACUUUACCAUAACUGAAUUUCAAGUUUGACCAUUAUCAUGGGUUAUUGCAUAUUUUGUGUAGUUUUCACAAUAUCUGUAUAGUAGUGCAAUAUAGCACGAAUAGUGAGCCUGACCACAGUAAUUGAUAUUUUCUAGCAUACUUCUGUUGUGUUAUUCAAUGAUGACUGAAAAAUGGCUUGUUUUUAAAACACAUUUAAUGAUUGAGAAUGAAAAGAAUUCUGACAGCC
Messenger RNA from Anguilla rostrata (American eel), 1473 nucleotides. It is a transcript of the gene parapinopsina, whose product is annotated as parapinopsin a. The transcript is spliced from 4 exons. Gene Ontology annotation, cellular component: plasma membrane; photoreceptor outer segment. The coding region runs from base 143 to 1180 and encodes 345 amino acids. Gene Ontology annotation, molecular function: G protein-coupled photoreceptor activity. Lineage: Eukaryota; Metazoa; Chordata; Actinopteri; Anguilliformes; Anguillidae. The record is from RefSeq and is a predicted model, not a curated record. Gene Ontology annotation, biological process: phototransduction; visual perception; cellular response to light stimulus.